This is a messenger RNA of Lampris incognitus (smalleye Pacific opah), 5481 nucleotides long. RefSeq names its product plexin b2b (gene plxnb2b). The record is from RefSeq and is a predicted model, not a curated record. Gene Ontology annotation, cellular component: semaphorin receptor complex. Gene Ontology annotation, biological process: regulation of GTPase activity; semaphorin-plexin signaling pathway involved in axon guidance; positive regulation of axonogenesis. Gene Ontology annotation, molecular function: semaphorin receptor activity; protein binding. NCBI's taxonomy places the organism in Eukaryota, Metazoa, Chordata, Actinopteri, Lampriformes, Lampridae.
GAUCUACCUCGGGGCGGUCAACAACAUCUUUCAGCUGGGUCCGUCACUUCGGCAGGAAGCCCGGGCAGAGACGGGCCCCAAGAACGAUGCCCGGACCUGCACGCCUCCUGCCUCCACCUGCCAGGACACCAAGCCCAUGCCCAACCUGAACAAACUCCUGCUGGUCCAUCCGUCCAACGGCUCGCUCAUCGUCUGUGGCAGCCGGUACCGCGGCAUCUGUUCCCUUCUGAACCUCACCAAUGUGGAGCAGGAGCUGUACUACAGCGACAGCAAAGGGGAGCGAACUUACGUGGCAAGCAUAGAGGACAACGUGAAUGUGGUCGGCGUCAUGUCCACCUACUUGAAGGACCGGCACGACUUCAACGUGUUCCUUGUUGGGAAGGGCUACGGCAGCCUGGACAGCACGAAACUCAUCAGCACACGUAUCCUUGAGGACUACCGGGACUGGGUGGUGUUUGAGAGCAUCAUCGAGGCGUCGACGGUGCAGACCACGCCGUUUGUACCCAAGUACCUGCACGACUUCCGCCACGCGUUCAAGGAGGACGGCUUCGUCUACUUCCUGUUUUCACGGACGCUGGACGGGACGGACAACAAAAACCUGACCUUUGUGUCUCGCCUCUGCGAGGAUGAUCAGCACUACUACUCGCACACGGAGCUGCAGUUGAACUGCGGCCCGAAGAACCACUACAACAAGGUCCAGGCCGCAUAUGUGGCUUCCCCGGGGAAGGAGCUGUCUCGGUCGAUGACGGAGUCCGGCCUCUACGGCAAGGUUUACCCCUGGAACAAGGUGCUGUUCAUGGUGGCGAACCCGGAUGAUAACAGCAGCGACUCGGCUCUCUGCAUGUACCCGCUCAAUGCCAUCAACGAGCGGCUGGUGGACAUCAUCAGCGCCUGCUACAGCGACUCGGGGAAGAUAGGCGGGAUGGCCGCCGUGGACAUCCCUUAUUCGUCAAAGACAGAUGAAUUCUGCACGUCUAAAAUUGCCAAGGACACGCUGGAGAACUUUAAGUGCGGGGCAGACUUCCUGCCUUCGCCGCUGGCCAGCAAACCAGAGUUCGCCCUGCAGGCCGAAGCGAUGGAGGUGAAGAAGGGCCUCCUGACUGCCGUGGCCGUGGCCGUGGAGAACGACCACAGCAUCGCCUUCCUGGGCAGCAGCCAGGGAGAGGUCUACAAGGCCCAUCUAACCACCAGGCUCAACGUUUACGGCAAGAGUCCAGGCGACACCACAGGGGACAGGGUCAACAAAAACCUUUUCUUUGACCUCAGCUACAGCCACCUGUACAUUACCACAGAGAAGAAGAUUACCAAAGUACCUGUGCAGACGUGCCAAAUGAAGACCGAUUGCCCCUCCUGUGUGGCGCUGAGGGACCCGUACUGUGGCUGGUGUGUCCUCGAGGGCAGGUGCACCAGGAGAUCCGAGUGCCGGCGGGCGGAGGAGAAGAACGGCUGGCUGUGGAGCCCCAGGGAGCAGUGUGUCCGGAUCGUCUCCUUCCACCCGCCCAACCUGUCCUGUAGAAAGAGCCAGAAGGUGGAGAUCAACGUUCCCUCUCUCCCGUCCAUGGGGGCGUCCGACCGCCUGCGCUGCGUUUUCGGCUCCUUCCAUAGCGAGGGCACCAUGUCCGAGUCUGGCCAGGUCACCUGCAUGCUGCCCAAACCUUCUGAUCCACCCACACCCCAGGACCAAGACUUCGUGGCAGUGCCGGUCAAGAUCUCGGUCAACGAGAGCGUGGAGCUGGCGACGCGGGACUUCAAGUUCUACAACUGCGCGGCGACAGUGAGGAAAGCCGAGAACACGCCGUGCAUGUCGUGCGUGGAGAGCCCGUGGGGCUGCCAGUGGAACACACGCGACCACACCUGCAGCGACACGGACGACAGCGUGGUGGGCGUUCACGUCAUCAAGCACCGACAGGGGACGAUGUGUCCUCGCUUUGAGAAUCCAGACCCUGUCCUCAUCCCCGUGGGCUUCAAGACCACCAUCAGUUUUGAGGGCAUCAACCUAGCCCUGUACCAGGACCAGACCUUCACCAUCGGCACAGAGCUCAUGAGAAACACGGAGGAGGACGUCGUCUCCGAAGACGGGCCUUUCUACAGCUUCAGCGGUUUCAGCUUUUCCUUCGGUAAGUCUCAAGAGACCAAUCUUCUCUUCUACGUGAAGGACAAGGUGUCGGGCAAGAAGAUAGACAGCACGCUAAACGUCACCCUUUACAACUGCUCCAUGGGCAGGGAGGACUGCAGCCUCUGCAAGAACGCCGACCCCAAGUACAAGUGUGUGUGGUGCACCAGGCGGAACGCCUGCAUCUACGAGGAGCUGUGCUCCAACGAGCACGGGUCCGAGGAUCCCCACAGCGCUGAGUGCCCCAACCCCCGGAUCACUGACAUCAUCCCCCGUUUCGGUCCCACGCGGGGAGGAAUUUCCAUCACCAUCCGCGGCUCCAACCUCGGCAUCCAUAAGGAGGAUAUUAAGAGCAUCAGCGUCGUUGGGAAGCCUUGCAUCCAUCAGAUGGAGAAGUACUCUGUCUCCACGAGUGUGGUGUGUGAGAUCGGUGCUCUGGAUCACAAUAAGACCAGCAGGGGCCCGGUGAAGGUGGAGGUCGCAGGAGGCAAGAGUGGAACCUCUUCCCUCUACUUCACCUACAGGGACCCCGUCCCUCAAAGGGUGCAUCCCACCAGGGGUCUGAAAGCGGGAGGCACGCUCGUCAACAUCUCUGGUAUCGACUUGGACACCGGCACCAAAGAAGACGUCCAGGUCACCGUCGGUGGGGUGGACUGCCAAGUGGAGCAUUUUGGAAAAAAUAUCACCUGCCGGACAGGAGAGUACCGGGCGGAGAAGGUGCCCUCCGACCAACUCACCGUCUCCGUCAAGUAUGGCAAGGCGACCAGGACCUCCAUCUUCAACGCCUUUCAGUUUCUGGAGAACCCCAACGUGGUGGACCACGAGCCGAAGAGCAGCUUCGUCUGCGGAGGGAGAACUAUUUUUGUGACCGGCUCCGGGUUCGACCUCAUCCAGACAGCGGUCAUGAAGGUCGUGGCUUUGGGAGAGGACUUGACAGAAGAACAGGUUUCUGUUGAGAAGGCCAGCACUAAGAACGAUACGGUGAUCGAGUUCCCUUCUCCGACGGUAAACCGAACCGCCAGCACCCAGCAGUUCAGGACCUACGUCCAGCUGGACAACUGGCGGAAAGAGCUGAAGCCGUUCGACUACCACCCCGACCCCAUCUUCUACGACCUGCCCAAGAAGGCCAUCACAGAGGCCAGCAUCAUCAUCGUCACCGGUCGAGGUUUCUCCAAGGCUAUGACGGCCAAAGAGGCGCGGGCCUACGUGGGCGACGUCUCCUGCCAUGUCAACACCCUUCAGGAUGACAAGCUGUUCCUGGAUCCGCCAUCCACGCCGCCCCGGGCCCACUCCAAACGCCACCGCCGCGACACGAGCUCGGAGCUGCUGGAGCUGCUGAUCAAGUUUGGUAAAGGGGAAUGGGUGGUGGGUUCGGUGCACUACGAGAGGAAGUACGAGGUGCCCUUAUACAUCAUCAUCCCCGCCGUCAUCUUGCCUAUGCUGCUCAUUAUCGCCAUCUCAGUCUACUGCUACAGGAGGAAGAGCCAGCAGGCCGAGCGGGAGUACGAGAAGGUGAAACACCAGCUGGAGAACCUGGAGGAGAGCGUGCGGGACCGCUGCAAGAAGGAGUUUACAGAUCUGAUGAUCGAGAUGGAAGACCACACCAACGACCUGAGUGAGGGCCGGAUCCCAUUCCUCGACUACAAGACCUACACCGACCGCGUGUUCUUCCUGCCGUCCAAGGACGGCGCCAAUGACGUGAUGAUCACGGGCAAGCUGGACAUCCCAGAGGCCCGGCGGGCCACUGUGGCCCAGGCCCUCAACCAGUUCUCCAACCUGCUCAACUCCAAGACGUUCCUUAUCAACUUCAUCCGCACCCUGGAGGGCCGCCCGGACUUCAACGCCAGGGCCAAGGUGUACUUCGCCUCCCUGCUGACGGUGGCGCUGCACGGCAAGCUGGAGUACUACACCGACAUCAUGAGGACUCUGCUGCUGGAGCUGAUGGGGGACUACGUCCACAGCAAGAACCCCAAACUCAUGCUGCGCAGGUCAGAGACGGUGGUGGAGAGGAUGUUGUGUAACUGGAUGUCUAUCUGCCUCUACCAGUUUCUGAAGGACUCUGCAGGAGAGCCCUUAUAUAAACUGUUCCGUGCCAUCAAGCACCAGAUCGAGAAAGGGCCGGUGGAUGCCAGGGUGAAGAAAGCCAAGUACACCCUGAACGACACGGGUCUACUGGGGGACGAUGUGGAGUACUGUGUCCUGACCUUACAGGUGCUGGUUCAAGGCGAGGGCCCGGAUGUAACCCCGGUCAAGGUGCUCAACUGUGACACCAUCUCCCAGGUGAAGGAGAAGAUCAUAGAGCAGGUGUACCGAAACCUCCCCUACUCGCUCCGGCCCAAAGUCGACAGCGUCACACUGGAGUGGCGCCCCGGUUCCAUGGGGCAGAUCCUGUCCGACCUGGACCUGACCUCCCAGAAGGAGGGCCGGUGGAAGCGCAUCAACACCUUGGCCCAUUACAACGUGCGAGACAAUGCCACGCUGGUCCUGUCCAGGGUUCUCCACACACAACAGAACUACGACCAGAACCAAGAGAACCACGAGGAGAGGAACGCCCUGUUGGAAGAUGACAAGGUUUUCCAUUUGGUGAGGCCGGCGGACGAGCUGGACGAGGUCAAGUCGAAGAGGGGGAGCAUGAAGGACAAGUCCACGACCAAAGCCAUCACAGAGAUCUAUCUGACACGACUUCUGUCCGUCAAGGGAACAUUGCAGCAGUUCGUGGAUGACUUCUUCCGCAGCGUGCUUUGCUCGGGGGCGGUGGUGCCGCCGGCGGUCAAGUACUUUUUCGACUUCCUGGACGAGCAGGCGCUGAAGCACGACAAUGUGGACGAGGAGACCAUCCACAUCUGGAAAACUAACAGCCUUCCUCUGCGGUUCUGGGUGAACAUCCUCAAGAACCCGCACUUCAUCUUCGACGUGCACGUGACGGAGGUGGUGGACGCCUCGCUCUCCGUCAUCGCCCAGACCUUCAUGGACGCCUGCACCAAGAGCGAGCACAAACUCAGCCGGGACUCGCCAAGUAACAAACUACUCUAUGCAAAGGAGAUCUCCACCUACAAGAAGAUGGUGGACGACUACUACAAGGGCAUCAGGCAGAUGGUAUCUGUCAGCGACCAGGACAUGAACACUCAUCUGGCUGAGGUGUCGCGGUCUCACACGGACAAGCUCAACACACAAGUGGCCCUCCAUCAGCUCUACCAGUACGCCAGCAAGUACUACGACGGGAUAAUCGCUUCUCUCGAGGACGACCCCGCCGCCCAGAGUAAGCAGCUGACCGUGCGGCUGCAGCAGAUCGCGGCCGCCCUGGAGAACAAAGUGACGGAUCUCUGAGUCGCCGGACGGACGGACGGACGGACGGACGGGCGAAGAGA